AUGGCCAACCGAUACUCUACCUUCUCGAACAAAUCCUCUCAACUCGGUGCUGUCCGGCCAGCAGCCCAAUCGUCGACGCAGGUUUCGACGACUAGCCUUCUGAAUUCUCUCCACACUGUCUACGCCUCAGGGCAGACAUACCAACUCGACUCAAGCACGAGUAUCGCAGCCAACACAUGGCUGACCGCUAUCAACCCUGAUGCACAAGGACGAGUUGGCGGCACGGUCGAUGCCGAGAUCGCCUCAAGAGCCUGGGAGCAUGCGAGAAGAAGAGCAGAAGAUGCCUGUGUGAUCCUGGCGCACCUCCAUCCGUCCACUCCCUCGCUAUUCCAGGCCUUCCUACAAGUGGUUCCUCUACCUACUCCAUCAAUUGUGUAUACUGCGUUGUCAGCCCUGCGGCCAUUUUUGUCAUGCGUUACACCUAUCAAUCCUACCACAUAUCGACAGUCGUCCUUGAGCGCCAAGUACACCGUCGCACUUUCUGGAACCAUAACUGGCUUCGCUCUCGCCUUGUCAUCGUCAGGUAUCGACGUAGAAAAGGGACUGUUGAGAAUACCGUCCGAACCUGGCUACCGGGCUUUCGACGUUUUUCAUUACCUGUUGACGUCGGCUUCUACGCCUGCCGAACGUGAAUUCCUGAGUCUACAACAUCCAUCCGAAUACGCCCUCCUCAACAGAUCUGGCACAUAUGCACCUCCUAGCUAUCUUCCGGCUGCCGACGAUGUCGCGGCAGCAGAAGACUUCCGCACAGCGCUCAAGUCCAUUGGGAUUAAAGGGGCCUCUUUCCGAGGUCUCCUUUCUACCCUUGCUGGACUGCUUAAACUGGGCGAAACGAUCGGAUUUCUGGUUGAUUCUGACGUUCUGGAAGAUGUCUGUGAAGAUGUUGGAGCACUCAUUGGCAUUGAGCCUGAGGUGCUGUUGACGAAGUGCACCACCGACGACCGGGAAGUCUUGAUUGCUGGCAUGUAUGAAGCCUUGGUUGAUUGGGUAAUCUCGAAAGCGAAUGAAGCGAUUGCGGCGGAACUACGCGCAGGCGCCCUCACACCCGAUUCCAGCACAGAAAAUGGCGACGAAGUCAGCCUCACGGUUCUCGAAAUCCCUGGCGAGGCCCUCGGUAAGGCUGUUACCAUGCGCAAUGUUUUCGACGAGACCUUCGGGAUCAAUGCUGAAAUCAAGGAUGAUGGCAUUGAAACAGUGCCCGCUGGUCAUUCGGUGCUCAAGGAAAUGCAGGCCGCCGUGGCGGAGGCCGAGGCUGAUCUCGGCAUCAAAGCUGGGCCCCUCAGUCGAGAAAGAGACCAUGACCGUGACAGGCGAGAAACAAUCCUGGAGAAGAUCGGGCUGGAAGCAGAAGCUGGUGGCUUUCUGCAUACCCUCCUCUAUCCGGUGGACGGGGAAGGCCUGAACUUUGGUAAAACAGGACGUUUCGACCUCGGGGCCACUCUUGCCAGUAGCCGGGUCUGGCAUCAGCUCUCCAUUCACCCCACAGACGAUACUCCGAGCACUCUGGCUACGCUGGCCACUCCGACGUCGGCAUGGUCUGCAGGAGCGGUAUCUCGGCAGUUACGAGCAUGGCGAUUGCCUGAAUGGGCCAACCAUCGCAACAGACAUCUUGACUUCACAGCAGAUUUUGACGUGGAGGAAUUUGUGACAAGAUAUUCCAGGCUUGGCUGCAAAGAUGGCAAAGACGGUAUCGAAAGCUUUCUGCUUGAACGAGGAUGGACGAAUGGCGAGGUUGUGAUCGGGCGCGAGCGUGUUUGGAUGCGUGAAACAGCGUGGUCGGAAGCCGAGUCAAUGCUCGACAUGAAGCCAGCCGGAAGUGGAUAUUCAGACGAGGCAAACUUUGGCCAACCACUCAAUCCCUUUGCUUCCAACUACUCUGCCAAUGCACCUCAUACUGGCAGCGGCUUUUUCCCCCUGAUGGGCGACAACAUGAGCCUCCAGGACAGUCGAGAAAACCUUCUUGUCCAACCAGGCUUCGAUCGUGCGAAGUCGGUGGCCCCAACUAUGGCAAGGACAGUUCAGUCAAUCGGCGGCGACUACGGUCUAGGUCCCAGGGGAGACCCGAACAAAGAUCACGUAUAUUACGACCCUGACCUUGGACAAUUUACUGGUGAACUUGAUCCUGAGUUUGGGGACCCACGCAAUGUGGAAUCCAAAUCGACAUCCGCCGGACGGCAGGCCUGGGUGUCGGUUGUCUGGGCAUUAACCUGGUUUAUUCCAUCCGUGCUUCUGCGGUAUAUCGGCGGCAUGAAGCGACCGGAUGUACGCAUGGCCUGGAGAGAAAAAGUGGUCUUGGUCUUCUUUAUUUUCCUGCUCAAUGCCGUCAUUGUCUUUUAUUUCGUCGAAUUUGGAAGAUUACUAUGUCCGAACUUUGACAAGGCCUGGAAUGCGAAGGAGGUUGGCUAUCAUACGGGAACAAACGAUGUUUAUGUCAGUAUCCAUGGCAAAGUCUACGACAUUACGAAAUUCUACCGGCUGCAACACAGCGACACCAGCAUACAGACCAACUCUGAGAACAUGUUGCCGUUGGCAGGCCUAAACCUGGACGCAUAUUUUCCGCCGCCACUGAGCCGCGCUUGUCCGGGUCUCGACGUCGACGUCAGCGUUGUGUUGCAGCACAACGAUACAGAUGCUAUUCAAUACCCGACCGCAGUUCACACAUCUGGCCCACGUUAUCAAACGGACCAAAAAUCGGCCUUGUACAGCUGGAAUUGGUACAGUGACAAAUUCCUGCCCAAGAUCAACGAAUACUACAAGGGAGAUCUGGUCGUCACCAAGCACAGCAUACAGCAGCAAGGUGAAAAUGACCAAAGGAUGUGGGUCAUUAUCCACAAGAAGAUCUAUGACCUCACGGACUAUUUCUACACAUUGAAGAUGAUGAACAACUACGACACGUACAAGUUCUUCCCCGACGAUGUCAGCGAUCUGAUCUCCAACAACCCGGGGCUCGACAUCACGGACAAGUGGGGGACAAGUGCUGCAUUCGCAAACAGUCUCAACUGUAUGGACAAUGCUUUCUACGUGGGCAAGGUCGACUUCCGCAAGUCGGCCAAGUGCCAAGUCAACAACUACAUCCUCUUAGCAUUCACCUGUAUUCUUUGCGCCGUCAUCCUGAUCAAAUUCUUGUCCGCCCUUCAGCUAGGAUCCAAGCGUCGACCUGCUCCACAGGACAAGUUUGUGAUCUGUCAAGUUCCAGCGUACACGGAAGGCGAAGACCACCUGAGAAAAUCGCUUGAUUCACUCACGGCCUUGCAAUACGACAAUAAGCGAAAGCUCAUCUGCGUCAUUUGCGACGGCAUGAUUGUGGGAGGUGGGAAUGACAGGCCAACCCCCAAGAUCGUCCUCGAUAUUCUCGGAGUUGAUCCUAAAAUCGACCCCCCUGCCCUUCCUUUCCGGUCGGUCGGCAAUGGCAACGAACAGCUCAACUAUGGCAAGGUCUAUUCUGGCUUGUAUGAGUAUGAAGGCAACGUGGUGCCUUAUAUCGUCGUGGUCAAAGUCGGCAAGGAAUCUGAACAAUCCAAGUCUAAGCCUGGAAACCGCGGCAAGCGAGACUCACAGAUCUUACUUCUGCAGUUCUUAAAUCGUGUCCAUCACCGAUCUCCAAUGUCACCUCUUGAGCUGGAAAUGUUCCAUCAGAUCAACAACAUCAUCGGGGUGGACCCAGAGCUAUACGAGUAUCUUCUUAUGGUCGAUGCGGACACCAUGGUGAAGGAAGACUCUUUGAACCGACUGGUUGCCGCAUGCGCCAAUGAUGCAAAGAUUGCAGGUAUCUGUGGUGAAACGAGCUUGGAGAAUGAGGAGCGCAGUUGGUGGACCAUGAUUCAAGUCUAUGAGUACUACAUUUCGCAUCAUCUCGCCAAAGCCUUUGAGUCUCUUUUCGGCAGCGUCACUUGCUUACCGGGCUGUUUUUGCAUGUACCGCUUGCGCACUGCUGACAAGGGACGUCCUUUGAUCAUCUCCGAUAAAGUGAUCCACGAAUACUCCGAUUGCGAUGUUGACACGCUCCACAAGAAGAACCUCUUGUCUCUUGGUGAAGAUCGAUAUCUCACGACUUUGAUGACGAAGCACUUCCCGGCCAUGUCUUACAAGUUUAUCCCUGACGCCUACGCUCUCACGGCUGCCCCAGAAACCUGGUCUGUGCUGCUUUCACAAAGGCGACGAUGGAUCAACUCGACAAUCCACAACCUCGCCGAGCUUGUGUGGUUGAAAGAUCUUUGUGGGUUCUGCUGUUUCUCCAUGAGAUUUGUCGUCUUUAUCGAUCUGUUCGGUACCAUAAUAUUGCCGGCCACUUGUGUUUACCUCGUUUACCUCAUCUAUCGAGUAGCAUCUCACACUGGGCAAUUCCCUCUGAUUUCCAUUGUGAUGAUUGCCGCUGUCUACGGGUUGCAGGCUGUCAUAUUCAUCAUCAAGAGGCAGUGGCAGCACGUGGGCUGGAUGAUCAUCUAUAUCGUGGCAUAUCCCGUCUACAGCUUUAUCCUACCAAUCUACUCGUUCUGGAACCAAGACAACUUCUCUUGGGGCAACACGAGAAUUGUCAUUGGCGAGAAAGGGGACAAGAAGGUUAUUGCGAUUCAAGAUGAGGGUUUCGAUCCCCGAUCUAUCCCUCUCCAACGAUGGGACGACUAUGCUGCGGUCAAUAACCUGCCGGGUCAACGUGGAAACGACGGCGCUUACCAUGAGAAGGGGUUUGAAGUUAACUAUACUGAUGACCCCGGGGUGAUGGAAAUGGACGACUUGCACUCGACUUACUCAUCCGUCAAACCGUCCAGUACGAUCCUGACCGGCUUCCCCAAGCAACAGUAUCCGUACAUGGCACCGCCACGCUCACCGGCACCUUUUGGUAUGAACCACCGGGCCAGCACGAUGACUGGCUUGACUCAGUUCCGCGAUCAGCCCGUCAGUGUGCAUGGGCGAAACAUGAGCAUGAUGAGCCUGGGAAGCCAGGGCCGUCUUGUUUCUCCGUCGCCAGGUCCCUAUGCGGAUGCAUCCCGUGGUCCAUAUCAGAGUGGCUACAACGGGAUGCAACAUUCGGCAAGCCGGCCGAGCCUGCUAGGUAUGGGGACCAGCCGGCCAGCGUCGACGAUCAUGGAUUUCCGCACUGUACCGUCUGCCGGGCCAAGCGACCACGACAUUGUCGAUGCGAUCCGGGUGGUGUUGAGCGAAGUCGACCUCGACACAGUCACCAAGAAGCAGGUCCGGGCUCUUGUCGAACAAAGACUACAAAGCGAAAUUCCCGCGGGUGAGAGGAGGCAGUUCUUGGAUAAGGCCAUUGACGGCGAGUUGGCCAACAUGUAG
Capronia epimyces CBS 606.96 is the source of this 5295-nucleotide messenger RNA. Its product is annotated as chitin synthase. The record is from RefSeq and is a predicted model, not a curated record. Bases 1 to 5295 code for a protein of 1764 amino acids. The transcript has 2 exons. NCBI's taxonomy places the organism in Eukaryota, Fungi, Ascomycota, Eurotiomycetes, Chaetothyriales, Herpotrichiellaceae. Gene Ontology annotation, molecular function: chitin synthase activity; ATP binding; cytoskeletal motor activity. Gene Ontology annotation, cellular component: cell periphery; cell septum; myosin complex.